Molecule: messenger RNA, 1678 nt
Organism: Clarias gariepinus (North African catfish)
Lineage: Eukaryota; Metazoa; Chordata; Actinopteri; Siluriformes; Clariidae
Product: zona pellucida sperm-binding protein 3-like
Exons: 10
Coding region: 30-1655 (541 amino acids)
Biological process (GO): binding of sperm to zona pellucida; positive regulation of acrosome reaction; egg coat formation
Cellular component (GO): extracellular matrix
Molecular function (GO): acrosin binding
Source: RefSeq, a predicted model, not a curated record
GCCUUACACUCAUUGCUGCUCCAGUCAGAAUGUUGCGUGUGGAGCUGUGUGUGGUGUGUGUGGUGUGUGUGCAGGUUGGAGGGAUUCUGAUGAGCAUUACUCAGACCGCAGGAGAUGCAGAAGCUCAUCAUGUCUCGAGUCCUCUGAAGGACGAGCGUGUGUCUGUGACCGGAGGGCAGACGUCCCCCAGACGUCCUGGCGUGUCUCUCAGGACGGUGUCUGUGAGCUGCAGUCCCUCUGCCAUGGAGGUUCGCGUUAAAGCCGACCUAUUUAAUGUCGGAGCGCCGAUCGAUCCUGAACACGUGUCUGUGGGAGAGUGCUGUGGUGUGACCAAUGUCUCGUCUGAGGAGUUCAUCAUACACACCACUCUCACUGACUGCGGCACACGCUACUGGAUGACGUCCGAUUCCAUUAUUUACACAAACAUCCUGGUGUACACUCCGGUUCCCUCUGCCCACGGAGUGACGAGGCAGGAGAAGACCUCCAUCCCUGUGGAAUGCGUGUACAGGAGGAGGUUUAGUGUCGACAGUGUCUCGCUUGUCCCUGCUUGGCUCCCCCACUUGAGUGCGCACUCUGCUGAACACGCCCUGCACUUCACUCUGCAUCUGAUGACCACUGAUUGGCUGGCAGUGCGAGAAGGCGUGUACUUCCUGGGGGACGUGAUAAACAUGGAGGCGUCUGUGUUUGCACCUCGGCUGGAGCUGCAAGUGUUUGUUCAGGACUGUGUUGCUACGGUGAACUUUGAAGAGAAUUCAGGACCCAGAUACCAGUUUAUACAAAAUGGGUGUUUCACAGAUGGACAGCAGACAAGUUCCAAGUCCCGCUUCCUUCCCAGAAUUCAAUCUGAUAAACUCCGUCUUCAGCUCCACAGCUUCAUCUUCAGACAGGUGCACAGUGCGCAGAUCUUUAUUAGCUGCAGUCUGAAAGCUGAUCUCCAGAGCUCUUCCUCCAGCAGAGCGUGUUCCUACAUCCAGGGAAGUUGGGGGUCUGCAGACGGUGAUGACUCUGUGUGUGAAAGCUGUCAGACCUACAAUCAGUUUGAACAGAACGUUACUGAAAGCCGAAACCACAGGCAGGCUGAAUCUUUACAGAUGGAGACCGGAGAACCUGAGCUCAGAACUUCUGAAUCAGAGUGGACAGACCCAGGACACACGGACGCGCACGGUGUGCAGGCAUUGCAGCAGAAUGUGCGGGUCGGCCCACUGUCUCUCUCCCCGUGGAGCAGUGAAGUGUCGCCCCCUGCAGUGCUGGAGGGAGUUCACGUCUCUUACGUUCCUCCGAUUAUGCAAGGGAACGCCUUUAGGCUGGCAGCUUCUGACACCAGGGUGAGAGAGGAGAAGGUUGGGUCGGGGAGGGGCGUUCCUACAGAACCAGACAUGGGUGUGUCCUUGGCCACACCCACACCUGAGCAUCGCUUGACUGUGACUCCACUCGUGUUCACUUCACCAGAAACAGUCAGCACCGUGUUCGAGACCGACUUCACAUCAGCAGUGGUGACUCCAGAAACCCCUGUUGAUGUUCCUCUCACUGAUCCUGGCACUGAUAACACGGAGACACACAGCACAGACCUGAACUCCACACGUGGUGAUGGCCUGGGGUGGGGUGGGGCUGGUGGUGUGGUAUGGGACAUGCCCUCUCCAACCAUGAGAGUUUGAGAAAUAAACCUGAACCAAACUGA